AUGUUAAGGUGCCACUAUCCACGACACAAAUCAGAAAAAAAUGCAAGAAAUCAAAGAGGACUGACCGACGGAGAUGAUAUCCCACGCUUGCUCAGUCAAGUCUUGGAAAGACUUGUUUACCACAACGAGACAUAUCAUACUAAAGAAGCUUUCAGAGACACGCCCCAAAUCCGCCUCUCCCAAACCUCGCGUUGUCAAUUUGCGCACAGCAGCAAAGGCUUCAAUUGUGAAGACCUUUUCAACCUCAUCUAUCGCGUCGCCUUCGACACCUCAAGCGUCGACGGCUCCUACGCCCUCUCAUCCAGCUGCCUUUUCUCCAGCAACGACUUCUACAAUGACCGCAAAGUCGAAGACCUCGGCAUUGGGAAGAACGCAAAGGACGCCAUUGCCAUUGUCAUCGUCUCCGAAUACACCGUCGUCGCAUUAAACUCUUGA
Messenger RNA from Laccaria bicolor S238N-H82, 435 nucleotides. RefSeq lists its product as uncharacterized. NCBI's taxonomy places the organism in Eukaryota, Fungi, Basidiomycota, Agaricomycetes, Agaricales, Hydnangiaceae. Bases 1 to 435 code for a protein of 144 amino acids. The transcript is spliced from 2 exons. The record is from RefSeq and is a predicted model, not a curated record.